Molecule: messenger RNA, 6109 nt
Organism: Lepus europaeus (European hare)
Lineage: Eukaryota; Metazoa; Chordata; Mammalia; Lagomorpha; Leporidae
Gene: ERC2
Product: ELKS/RAB6-interacting/CAST family member 2
Exons: 18
Coding region: 322-3486 (1054 amino acids)
Biological process (GO): neuromuscular synaptic transmission; regulation of synaptic plasticity; maintenance of presynaptic active zone structure
Cellular component (GO): cytoskeleton of presynaptic active zone
Molecular function (GO): structural constituent of presynaptic active zone
Source: RefSeq, a predicted model, not a curated record
GGCUCCGGCGCCGGCUCCGGCUCCUCCCGGCCGGCCGCCCGCCCGCCGGGGCCGAGGCGACGUGAGGUAGUAAAAAUCCAUGUGGGACAGCUCCGGGGCGAGCAUCGGAAAGGUAUGGGGCUCCAGCUGUGAGAGACAGACAAGCGGGAAGAAAACUCUUGGAAAAUGGGCUUAGACGCAAAUCUCUGAUUGGAGUAAUUUUCUGGUACAGACUACGACAAGAAUGCAUUGAAAAUUCUGGUCAACAGUGGAAAUAUUGACAUAAGCCCCAACUUAGUAUAGCAUUUCUUCUCUUGAAAAGUAACUCAUAAUACAAGAAAAAUGUAUGGAAGUGCAAGAACAAUCACCAAUCUGGAAGGUAGUCCUUCCAGGUCUCCUCGUUUGCCAAGGUCACCUCGUUUGGGCCAUAGGAGAACAAGUAGUGGGGGAGGUGGAGGAACGGGCAAGACUCUGUCUAUGGAAAACAUCCAGUCUCUUAAUGCAGCCUAUGCUACGUCUGGACCCAUGUAUCUGAGUGAUCAUGAGGGAGUGGCUUCAACAACUUACCCAAAGGGCACCAUGACCCUGGGCAGGGCCACAAAUCGAGCUGUAUAUGGAGGCCGAGUCACAGCCAUGGGGAGCAGUCCCAAUAUUGCUUCCGCUGGACUUUCCCACACAGAUGUCCUUUCAUAUAUGGAUCAACAUGGUGGUCUGACCAGCUCAUCCCAUCAUCACCACCACCAGGUCCCCUCCAUGUUGAGGCAGGUAAGAGAUAGCACAAUGUUAGAUCUUCAAGCCCAGCUAAAGGAACUUCAGAGAGAGAAUGACCUCCUCCGGAAAGAGCUGGACAUCAAGGACAGCAAGUUGGGAUCUUCCAUGAACAGCAUCAAGACAUUCUGGAGUCCUGAGCUUAAGAAAGAGAGAGUCUUGAGGAAAGAAGAGGCAGCUCGGAUGUCUGUCCUCAAGGAGCAGAUGAGGGUUUCCCAUGAAGAAAAUCAGCACCUGCAGUUGACGAUCCAGGCCCUUCAGGAUGAACUGCGAACCCAGAGAGACCUCAAUCACCUCCUGCAGCAAGAGAGCGGCAACCGGGGAGCUGAGCACUUCACUAUUGAGCUGACGGAGGAGAACUUCAGGCGGCUGCAAGCUGAGCAUGACAGGCAGGCCAAGGAGCUGUUCCUUUUGAGGAAGACAUUAGAGGAGAUGGAGCUGAGAAUUGAAACGCAGAAGCAAACCCUCAAUGCCCGAGAUGAAUCCAUAAAAAAGCUUCUUGAGAUGCUGCAAAGCAAGGGUUUGCCAUCCAAAAGCCUGGAGGAUGAUAAUGAGCGGACAAGGCGGAUGGCAGAGGCGGAGUCUCAGGUCAGCCACUUGGAAGUGAUUUUAGAUCAAAAGGAGAAAGAGAACAUACAUCUGCGAGAGGAAUUGCACCGAAGAAGCCAACUUCAGCCCGAGCCGGCCAAGACGAAGGCUCUCCAGACUGUCAUUGAAAUGAAGGAAGCUUCACGUUUUAAUUUUGGUCCUGAUUUGGUCUGGCAGGACACAAAAAUUGCUUCAUUGGAGCGAAACAUCAGGGAUCUUGAGGAUGAGAUCCAGAUGUUGAAAGCCAAUGGUGUACUGAGCGCAGAGGACCGCGAGGAAGAGGUCAAACAGAUAGAGGUUUACAAAAGUCACUCCAAGUUUAUGAAGACAAAGAUUGAUCAGCUGAAGCAGGAACUUUCAAAGAAGGAGUCGGAACUUCUUGCCUUACAAACAAAGCUUGAAACCCUUAGCAAUCAAAAUUCAGAUUGCAAGCAACACAUUGAAGUGCUUAAAGAGUCGCUUACUGCCAAAGAACAGAGGGCUGCCAUCCUUCAGACGGAGGUAGAUGCACUGAGAUUACGACUGGAAGAGAAAGAAUCUUUUCUCAAUAAGAAAACAAAACAGCUGCAAGACCUCACGGAAGAGAAGGGGACUCUGGCUGGAGAGAUUCGUGACAUGAAGGAUAUGUUAGAAGUGAAGGAAAGAAAAAUCAAUGUGCUUCAGAAAAAGAUUGAAAACUUGCAAGAACAACUUAGAGAUAAAGACAAGCAGCUGACCAAUCUAAAAGACAGAGUGAAGUCCUUGCAGACGGAUUCCAGUAACACGGAUACUGCGCUGGCAACCCUAGAGGAGGCUCUGUCGGAGAAGGAGAGAAUAAUUGAGCGCUUGAAAGAACAGCGGGAGAGAGAUGAUCGAGAAAGACUAGAAGAGAUAGAAUCCUUCCGAAAAGAGAACAAAGACCUGAAGGAGAAGGUCAAUGCUUUACAAGCUGAGCUGACUGAGAAAGAGUCUAGUUUGAUUGACCUCAAAGAACAUGCAUCUUCAUUAGCCUCUGCUGGGCUGAAAAGGGACUCCAAAUUAAAAUCUCUAGAAAUAGCCAUCGAACAAAAGAAAGAGGAAUGUAGCAAACUUGAAGCACAGUUAAAAAAGGCACAUAAUAUUGAAGAUGACUCCAGGAUGAAUCCCGAGUUUGCAGACCGGCUAAAGCAGCUAGAUAAAGAGGCCUCUUACUACCGUGACGAGUGUGGCAAGGCCCAAGCUGAGGUUGAUCGGUUGCUGGAGAUCCUCAAGGAGGUGGAGAAUGAAAAAAAUGAUAAGGACAAGAAGAUUGCAGAACUUGAGAGGCAUAUGAAGGAUCAGAAUAAGAAGGUGGCCAACCUCAAGCACAACCAACAGCUGGAAAAGAAAAAGAAUGCUCAGUUACUGGAAGAAGUUCGCAGGCGAGAGGAUAGCAUGGCUGACAACUCACAGCAUUUGCAGAUAGAGGAACUGAUGAAUGCGCUGGAGAAGACCAGACAGGAACUGGAUGCCACCAAGGCGCGCCUCGCCUCCACCCAGCAGUCCCUGGCUGAGAAGGAAGCCCACUUGGCCAACCUCCGGAUAGAGAGGAGGAAACAGCUGGAGGAGAUCCUGGAGAUGAAACAGGAAGCACUACUUGCAGCAAUCAGUGAAAAAGAUGCAAACAUUGCUUUGUUGGAAUUGUCUGCCUCCAAAAAGAAGAAGACACAAGAGGAAGUCAUGGCCCUCAAGCGGGAGAAGGACCGACUAGUACAUCAGUUAAAGCAGCAGACCCAGAACAGAAUGAAGCUGAUGGCAGACAACUACAACGAGGACCACCACCAUUACCACCACCACCACCACCACCACCACCGAUCUCCCGGGAGGUCACAGCAUUCCAAUCACAGGCCUUCUCCGGACCAGCUAUCAGAAGGGCUGAAUAAAAGGAAAAGGCAGCUCUGCAGCAAUAUUCUGCUAAUCUAUGGCGGUGCAGCUCUCAGCACUGUCCAGCACCACCCGGAGCGGCUCACCAGGACCCGAGGGGAGCGUGCACUGUCCGUCCUGAGUGUGAUUCUGUUCAGUUUACUAUUUUCUGCGCCAUCUCAUGUCACUUCGCGUGGAUUCGGAUGUGGUGGGAAGGAAGAAGGCAGAGGAGGAGAAGAAAGGACAGACCCUCUACUUAUGGGGGCUGGGAUUUGGGCAUUUGAAAUGUGAUCAUCUCUUUCGAGUGUCCUUGUUUGUUAACAUUUUAUUUGUUUUCCUUAAACGUCAUUGGAUAAGUUGAACUCCACGGACUUUGAAGUCUGAAUUCAGCUUCCUUUGGACAACUUGCUUCAUCCCCAGUGAUGCCGUGGGUUCUGUCUCAGUGGUCAUUCCUAGUGUAGUAGAUUAUCAAGCAGUGUGAAUUCAUAGUGAGUGGGUGGUGUUGGAAGUGUGUGGAUACCGCAGUGUGUAGAGUGAUUGACAAAGCAACCAAAACACCAAAAAGUGCGGGCCUUUACCCUCCUCUAUUUCUUUAAUCCGCUGUUCGAAGAACCUCAUUUUGAUGGUAUCACCAGUAGUUACCUCUGGGCCAGGUUGGAAAUGAAAUCAAUUUUUAACCACUACUUGCCAAGAAAUCGCCUUAUGAGAACAUGGUGUGUGUCUCUGACAAUGCAUGGCACAUCUAAAUUGGUCACUCAUCAUUUUAUCUCCCUGCUUAUGUACUGGAGCAUGGCGAGAGCCUGGGGCCCCUGCACACCCCCUCCGUGCAUGUGCACGGCUGGACCUGACGCCGCCUCAGGCUGUUACCUCUCUAGUACAUGCAGGUCUCCACGAAGAAGCUGGGACUCGUUCACAUUUCAAGAUCCAAACGCUGUGCAAACAGUGUAAGCUUAGGUCUUCUGUAAACGAAGGGUCAUUUCUCAUUUUUGGCUUUUUUUUUUUUUUCCAACGUGUCCAACAUGGAUUCCAAAGCAUUUUCAGCACCAAACAUGAACACAUUGCUGAAUGAGGAACAAUCACAAAAGCUGUGUAUCUGUAUAUAGCUCUACAUGACAUGUCUGUGGAUACAGAGUUCAUUCUUUAAAGCACAUGCCAGGGGAGGAGACCGAAUUUUAAGGUCUUUUACAUCCAGUGACAUGGUACUAAGGAGAAUUAAACUCCUAACGCUGCCACUGAAGAUGAUUAAAAACAUUCAAGUUGUUCUAACUCCGUGGCACUCAUGACCAAACCUGGCAAACAGCUACAACUCUUGUAUGGACCCAUUUUCUUGUCACUGGAAGCAACCUUUCCACAUGUAUGCAAGUGGGAGGUGAAAACCUGCUUUUUGGUUUUUUUUUUUUUAAGGACAAACAAUGAAUUUAAGCAUGAGUGGCCUUAAUCAAUAGAGUUGUCUUUCUUUGCUGCUGUGGAAAGCAUUCCAAACGGAUGUCCCUGAAGUCUUGCAUUGAAUUUAGUCAUUACUAUUACUUUUUAAAACGUUGGUGCAAUUAACUCUGAGCCUCUCUUGUGAGCCAUAGAGAUAUUGAAAAGACAAACUCCUUAUUUAUUGAGGAAGAGGAAACCAGCUCCGACUUGCACCUCUCCUUGAUGCAUUGGGAGUAACGUAGUCACGCAGGUUUCUUGCUUCUGGCUUUGUUCUUGUCAGUGAGUACAGCAAACUACAUGAAGCUUAUGUGUCGCCUAAACAAUCCAAAUAUGUUCAUGUUUAAAACGUUUGUCCUUUAACUAUCAAAGAGAUCUAGGUCUUGGUUGAAGGAGUAAACAGAGUUCUUUGCAAGCUUAUAUUGUGACAUGAUGUCACACUGGAAACCCGGGCCACAGAUGAGUCCCCAUGGACAGUUUGGGUGUCCUCAAGGGGCGGUCCUCACUGCCUCCCAAAACCAGGUCCUGACCUAAACUCUGCAGCUGAAUACUUGAAGUAGGAAGUAGAAAUUCCAAUAGGUCAAAUAGAGUCCUUGAAACAAACAAAACAACCAGUUGUGUGUGGUUAUCUAUUUCUACGUAUGUGCCAAUUUUGUCACAGCUAUUAUUUAGGGGAUCAUGUUUUGCCCCACUUCGGUUGAUUAAAAGUAUUAUUGAUCUCACCUUGAUAGGGGCUUGUCACUUAGUCCCUGAAAAGUUAAAAUUCUAUCCAACAUAGCAUCAUUUCUCACUUCUUGUACUAUUCUCUGAUAUUUCAGUAUUACCCCCCAAAAAAUCCCUUUUCACACCCUAUCAAAAUAGUCUCUGGGUUUACAGCAAACACUGUGAUGCUAGGGAAGAUAUUUCCUUUUGCACAAACUUUGGCAGAUUCCCUUCUAAUCAUAAGGUAGUUGGAGAAAAAGUUGGGGCUAACGUUUAAGAGAAGUUGGUCUUACUUUGUGCAAAAUCAGGCUUGUACCUUACACCCCAUUUGAUUUCCAUGUACAGUCUCAAUUUUGUACUUAAUGAGUUUUGUGUAUCCAGUAUGCACGUUAACAGCGUGUCAACUUUCAUUUGAAAGUGGGUUUCAACUUACUUUUUCAACAGUUUCUGAUGAGACCUCAAACGUGUUGACAUGAGCUCUAUCCGCAGUGUUCUUGUGUAGAGUGGUCUUUGAAUGCUGCCAGGGGCGGUGUAUCUAACUCCCUGAGACCCUCGUUUGAUAGUGCUUCUUGUAAUAUUUCUCCAAGUGAGUGGCAUGUGGGUUGUGAUAUUGACCAUGUGAUUAUGGACAUCGAUAUGACAAAAAUGAAUAAAACUAAGGAAUCCUCAAGACUUCCAGUGGGCAUGUAUUAGCCAGUCAUUGUAACCUCGUGUCUAGUAGAAGUACAACGUAAGCAGUGUGUACAGUUCAUGACCUUGUUAUCAUGCGUAUGAGAAGUACUUUGUGCUG